Myzus persicae (green peach aphid) is the source of this 2809-nucleotide messenger RNA. Its product is annotated as histone deacetylase 10-like. Gene Ontology annotation, cellular component: histone deacetylase complex. The transcript is spliced from 16 exons. Gene Ontology annotation, molecular function: histone deacetylase activity. The coding region runs from base 290 to 2482 and encodes 730 amino acids. Gene Ontology annotation, biological process: chromatin organization. NCBI's taxonomy places the organism in Eukaryota, Metazoa, Arthropoda, Insecta, Hemiptera, Aphididae. The record is from RefSeq and is a predicted model, not a curated record.
CUUUUACACAAUAUCAUUAGUCAUAUUUUUUAUACUAUUAUAAUAUAAUAUAAUCGAUGGACGAUGAUAAUAGGUACUUAUGUAUUGAUAAUGCCAUAAAAUCAAACAUGUAUCAAACGACUUUUAUAUGGUAGGCACUGUUUGUGUUUUUAAUUUAACUUAUACAAUAUAGAUAACAACAUAUUUUGUGCUUUGCUGCAAAUUCUACGCUGCUUCAACUUUGAUUUAUCUACAGUGGACAGUGGUCUAUUGUUGUUUUGUACCUAACCAUACAUCUGUAUAUGACAUCAUGACCGGCGUCAUCUAUGAUGAUAACUUUACCACGCACAAAUGUUUAUGGGACGAAAACUACUCAGAGAAUCCCCAGCGAUAUACAUCUGUACUAGACCGAUGUAAUUCAUUGGGAUUGAUCGAUCGGUGUAUCAAAAUAUCAUCACGCCAAGCCACCAAAGAAGAAUUAGUGUCUAAACAUACAGCUGAACAUAUUGAUUUAUUAAAAAGUACAGAGCACUACAAUGAAGAAAAAUUGGAAAAAUUUUCCUCAAGAUAUGACUCAAUAUAUGUACAUAACUCAACUUACAGACAAUCUCUGCUCGCAGCAGGUAGUUCAAUUGAAUUAGUCAAAGCAGUCGUCGAUGGCCGAGUACAAAAUGGAAUGGCCUUUGUUCGACCUCCUGGACACCAUGCCAUGGAAUCUGAAUACAGUGGUUAUUGUUUUAUAAAUAAUGUUGCAAUAGCUACUCAAUAUUUAUUGGAUAAAACGGCUACCCAAAAAAUUCUUAUUGUCGACUGGGAUAUUCACCAUGGUCAGGCAACUCAACAGAUGUUUUAUGAAGACUCAAGAGUGUUAUAUUUUUCUAUUCAUCGUUAUGAACAUGGACAAUUUUGGCCAAAUUUAAGAGAAAGUGAUUUUGAUCAUGUAGGCAAUGGUAGUGGUACUGGUUUCAAUGUGAAUGUUCCACUAAAUGACACUGGAAUGAAAAAUGAAGAUUAUAUGGCUAUAAUUCAUUACUUAUUAAUUCCUUUAGCAACUGAGUUUUCUCCAGAUCUCAUAAUUGUUUCAAGUGGAUAUGAUUCAGCUAUUGGAGAUCCUAAAGGUGAAAUGAUGGUUACUCCAGCAUGUUAUGCUCAUAUUACAAAAAAAUUGAUGAGCCUUUGCUGUGGUAAAGUAAUUGCCAUACUUGAGGGGGGGUACUACUUGAAGAGUUUAGCUGAAAGUGCAGCAUUGACAUUAAGAGCAUUGCUGGGAGAUCCAUGUCCAGUCAUUGAGUCAUUACAGCAACCAUGUAAAAGUGUAAUGGAAUCCAUUGGCAACGUGAUUUAUGCUCAUAGACAUUAUUGGGAUUGCUUCAAGUAUAAUGUUUUUUACAAAGAAAAUCUACCAGAAAUUCAUUACAAUUUCUUUGAUGAAAAGCCAGGAAUAUAUCAAACAAGAAAUAUGUAUCCAAAAAUUGAUACUGCAAAUUUUGAUAUAAUACUAAACAAUAUUAUAACAGAGACCAAUCUAUUCAAUCCAAAAAUUAGAGUUGGUUUAAUAUCCAAUGUGAAUGAGCAUUCAAACAGCAAUUUUAAAAAUAAUGACAUCUAUCAAUAUUUAAAAUCAAAAAUUGGAAAUUUACACGUUUUAAUGGAACGUCAAUCGACAAUUGAAGAAUUUAAUAUAGUUAAUUCACUUGAGUGCAUCAAAGAAAUAUUAAACAAACCGAAGUAUAUUGAUGAAGAAAAGUGUACCAAAAUCAAUAAUGAAUGCAUUGAAAAUAAUCCUGUAUUUAAUAAAUAUUAUUUUUCUGUUGGACCACUACUGCAGAUAAUUGAUUCAAUUUUUGAAAAUGAAAUUAAAUCUGGGAUAUUUGUGUCGUCAAUUUCAAAUAUAGGUAAAAAUGAAGACUCGUGCACUUUAAAUGCUUCCAUAAUCGGUGCCAACUAUGCCAUCAAAAAAUAUUUCUUAAAAAGAAUAUUAAUAAUUGAACCCAAUGAAAAUGUUACACAAAUCUACUCUAAUGACCAAAUAUUAGUUAUUUCGAUGGAUACUUUAUUAAAUGGCUCAAAAACUAAUAGUGGAAACAAUCACAUCAAUAUUUCAUGGUCAAAAAAAAUAUUGAAUGAAGCAGAAUUUACUACAAUGAUGCUACAUUUGAUUUUACCAAUCGCUUAUGAAUAUAAUCCUGAAUUGAUAAUUAUAUCCUCAAAGCUCUACUCUAAUAUUAAUAACAUAAACGGUAUACAAAUGACUCCUAUUAUGUAUGGACAUCUUAUUCAAUGGUUAAGUACUUUGGCUAAUGGAAGACUCAUUGUAUAUGAACAAGAUGCACGCGAUGAUUCAAUGUAUAGAAAAAAAUGUUUAUUACAGUGCUCUAAAGCUUUACUUGGUAAACCAAUAUCAAAAUUAAGCCUGAAAAAUCUGUUAAAUUUUGAAACCAAAGAUAUCCUACUCAACAAUAUAAAAACUCAUAGAAAUAGUUGGAAAUCUUUGCAAUUUUAAAUAAAGAUAAUAAUUAAAGACCCGAUUGUCGUGUGAUUGCAUUUGUGUAUGGCGUGUUCUGUAUCCUAUAGAAACAAGUUACAAAUCCAAAUCAAGAGAUGUAGAUUAAUUUAAAGAAAAAUUUAUUUUUUACCAAAUUGCACGUUUUAGGUUCUUCUUUUUAUAAAAAUCUACUAACGAGUACUUUUGUACUCCAUCAUCUAUUAUUAACAGAUAUUAUUUUGUAAUUUAUGUUACUUCAUUUUACAGAAAAAAACUUAAUGUACAUGAUAAUAUAUUUUAAUCAAAUAUUGUAAAACAGAUUAAAUAUAUAUUUUUAUACAAAAC